Messenger RNA from Xylaria bambusicola, 1662 nucleotides. Its product is annotated as signal peptide peptidase-domain-containing protein. Gene Ontology annotation, biological process: membrane protein proteolysis. The record is from RefSeq and is a predicted model, not a curated record. The transcript is spliced from 2 exons. NCBI's taxonomy places the organism in Eukaryota, Fungi, Ascomycota, Sordariomycetes, Xylariales, Xylariaceae. Gene Ontology annotation, molecular function: aspartic endopeptidase activity, intramembrane cleaving. Bases 1 to 1662 code for a protein of 553 amino acids. Gene Ontology annotation, cellular component: cytoplasmic side of endoplasmic reticulum membrane; membrane; lumenal side of endoplasmic reticulum membrane.
AUGAACCAGACAUUCUGCGAGAAAUUGGCGAGCGCACCAGGCUUAUUACUACAGCAUAAGGGCUUGUUGGUCCUAGAGACUCGGAUUGUUCUCACGGCGCUUGCAUUAAUCUACGUUGGGUCGUAUGGAUCACUCCGCCGGCCCCAUUCAGCGAAGAUUCCCAAGGCAAGCAAGAAAGAGAAUAAGGAUGAGGAGCGCGACGAUCAGUAUGUUCAAGGCAUGCUGCCGUCGGAUGCCAUAAUGAUUCCCAUUUUGGCUGCAACCGUCCUCACGGGACUUUACUACCUGAUCAAAUGGCUCGAGGACGCCGACACCCUCAACAAAAUCUUCCGAGCGUACUUCUCCACCAUGUCCCUUGCAAGUCUAGGAAAGUUCUUUGCAGAUAGCCUUCAUUUUCUGACAGGCUUCGUUUUCCCCUCAGUUUGGAUCAGUAGAGAUGGAAAAGUUUUUCACAUUGAUCCUGAGAAAAGAGGACAAUGGUAUACCAAGGACGGCGCUAAAGACCGAGUAUGGGACGAUACAAAGAUCUCACCCUUACCAGGCCGCUUUUCUAACCUCAAGCUCUCUGGCGCGACCACAAAGUUUCUCUGGGAGAUUCGUCAUCUCCUAUCCGAAGAUUGGACUGUUAGGCUAGCUAUGCAUGGCGUCGCCAAUGAGAAGAUCAAGGUCAAGGCCUACGAUAUAGUCGGCUUUGUAUUUGCCAUUGGGGCAAAUGUGUUCUACUAUACCACUCCAUCCGUGUUUCUUUCGAACAUCAUGGGCUACGCGUUUUCAUAUGCGGGCAUCAUGAUCAUGUCGCCAACCACAUUUGCUACAGGCAGCGCCGUUCUAUUCAGCCUCUUUAUCUAUGACAUUGUCAUGGUUUUCUACACCCCCUACAUGGUCACCGUCGCAACCAAACUUGAUGCACCCAUCAAACUUGUGUUUGAAGGCCCCACUAGAGCUAGUAUGCUUGGACUUGGCGAUAUUGUUGUCCCAGGCAUAUUCAUCGCUUUGUGUCUGCGCUUCGACCUCUACAUGUACUACUACCGAAAGCAGAAUCUGAAGGAAGUCGAGUUGAGGUCAGAUGACGUAUCUUCAGGCCACCUCGUCACGCAUAAGGGAACACAGCGCAUGGUAGUCAAGCCCGAUUAUAUCAGCCCUCAAGGGCAGUGGGGUGACCGCUUUUGGGGUACUAAGUUUAACAGGUUCUUUUCACCAGAUGUAACCCCAGCGGCCCAAGUAUCUGCAUUCCCAAAACCGUAUUUUUAUGCUUCUAUGGUGGGAUAUUUACUUGCCAUGACAACUACGUUGGUGAUGCUCCUGGUCUUUCAGCACGCUCAACCGGCCUUGCUCUACAUAGUUCCUGGGGUCGUCGCAUCCGUCUGGCUCACUGGUCUUGUGAGGGGUGAGAUUCGACAAAUGUGGAACUUCACCGAGGAUGGCAGUCUUGACAAAGUUGAUGUGCUAGUAGAGGUUGAUGGAAAUGGGAAUGUUAUCAAGGAGAUCCGAGAAGAAGAAGACAAGGAUAAAGAAAAGGAGAAGGGUGAGAAGGAUGACACGAAGAAUGAUGGAGAUGAGAAGAUUGCCGAGGCAGAUGAUAAGCCCAACCAUGAGGCCAUAACAACAAAGAAAGUCCCUGUCUUUCUUUUAUCUCUUGAAGCGCCUGCUCCUCGCCAAUAA